AUGAUGGGGUUACGGAGAUCGGCGACGGGGCUGAGGAUCCUGCGAAGAUCGGCGGGGAAGCGGGCGGCGGCGGUGCGGUGGUCGCUGGUGCAGGCGGGAUGUAGGUGUACGUCCUUGAUGGCGGGGGCGCCGGCGGUGCGACAUCGGCCGCAGGUGUACGUCCUUGAUGGCGGGGGCGCCGGCGGUGCGACAUCGGCCGCAGGUACGGCGGCGGCCGGCGAGGGCGCCGCGGUGACCGAAGAACCCCUCCCGAUACCCGGCACCGGCGCCGGCGCCCCUGCCCGACGGUUGACCCACACGACGUUGUUGGUGAGGGCGAGGCGACCGGUGUCAGCGCGAAGAACGACGGCGGUAGACGUCGAGUGGUUGUUGGCGCCGUGCAGGUAGAGGCACCGCGCGGAUUGGACGUCCGCCUUGGUGGCCCGCUUCUCGCGCAUCAUCCCCUCCUGGAAAAAAGGGACGACGGUGAGAGGCGGCCUCCGGCCGAACAACGCCUCAAAGGGAGACAUCCAGCCCAGGUUGGCCUUCGUCGCGGAGCGGUUGAAGCAGGCGGAUGCCCACAGCGCCGACGCGAGCCACAGGCGAUAUCCGUUGACGCCGAUGUUGAGGAUGAAGGAGGGGUCGACGUGGCCUACGGCGAGGAUGUGGCGGCGCACGGCGUGCCCCCCCAUCAUGGCGCCAUAUGGCGCUCUCGACCACCGCGUUUUGCUUGGGGAUGUCGGGGGCGGUGUACUCGCGCCGAAUGCCAGCAGCGUCGCAGAACGAGGUGAACGCGGAGCCGGAGAACUCGCCGUCGUUGUCCAUGCGGAAACACCCCGGAGUGCCCAUGCCGUUCAUGUCGGCGAGGAACCGCUGCACGAAGUUCAGGGUGUCGCUCUUUGCCCACAUCCCGUACCCCCGUUGCCACCGCGAUGCGCUGUCCACGAACAUGAUCAGGUACCGGGAGCCGUCCAGCGCGUCAGAGAACGGACCCGUGAGGUCGAUGUGGACUUUGCCGAACGGUACCGCCGCGCGGGUGCCACGCCGCGGCACCGGUGCCCGCCUGCCCUUCGCCUCCACGCAGCCCACACACGGCUGCAUCUCCCCCACCAGUCGUACGCCCUGCUGCUUGGCCAUUUCACGCAUCAAGAGUUCGUUUAUAUGGCCGGUGGAGGCAUGGAACAAAUUCACGUCAAAGGUCGGCGUGGAUUUUCCUUCCGAAAAUAGGGAAGCACCG
Ectocarpus sp. CCAP 1310/34 is the source of this 1216-nucleotide messenger RNA. The record is from the annotation of a GenBank genome assembly. NCBI's taxonomy places the organism in Eukaryota, Phaeophyceae, Ectocarpales, Ectocarpaceae.